AUGGAAGACGUUCUCGCCAAAGCCUGGGCACAGAUCAAAUGGGAGGAGGAUGAAGCUAACUAUUAUCACUCUUCUCCAAGGAAAGACACUCGAAGAAACUCAAGGGCAGACAGAUGGCAGAGUGAUAGACAAUCCGAACCAUACCCGUAUCCCAACAGAUCAAAGAACAGAAGGAGGGAGUACAACCGGUCGUCCGAGACACGUCUGCGAGAUGGACCAAAGAUACUAGAAUACAAUCUUUCAAUUUCAACAGCCGAAGUCGUUGGCGUACUGAAAGGACUCAGAGACAAAGUGAAAUGGCCGGAAAGGAUGAGGACUCCAUCUGACCAGCGAGACAAAGCAAAAUUGUGUGAGUUCCACAAUGACCACGGUCACCGAAUGGAUGAGUGCAUUGCCUUAAGACUGGAAGUAUCCAACCUGUUAAGACGUGGUCACCUGACUGACUUACUCACAGACAAAGGCAAAAGAACAUUCCAGCAGGAGGCAGACAAGUCAGACGUCCAAAGAGAAGUAACCCCGCCGAAGCCACCUACUCAUGAACGGACAGUGAACGUAAUAACUGGUGGCUCUGAGGUAAGCGGAGUCACCCAUUCAGCAGCCAAAAGACAUGCCAGGCAGACCAACUGGAUCAAAGGAGAGUCCAGCGGGACAGAGAAGAAUACCAUCAACCUACCAGCUCAAACCAUCAGUUUCUCAACAACAGAGUCAACCAGACUCCUCAACCCACAUCAUGAUGCUCUUGUCAUUGCACUUUACAUUGUUGAUUGUCUUACUAAACGUAUACUUAUUGAUAAUGGUAGUUCAGCUAACAUUCUAUGUUUAAGUGCUCUCAGGGAAAUGGGGAUAGAAGAAUCAAAGAUCAUAAAGAAAACUACAAUCCUCAUCGGUUUAGUGGAGAGCAAAAGAACACACUAG
This is a messenger RNA of Humulus lupulus (European hop), 915 nucleotides long. RefSeq lists its product as uncharacterized. NCBI's taxonomy places the organism in Eukaryota, Viridiplantae, Streptophyta, Magnoliopsida, Rosales, Cannabaceae. The coding region runs from base 1 to 915 and encodes 304 amino acids. The transcript has a single exon. The record is from RefSeq and is a predicted model, not a curated record.